This is a messenger RNA of Colias croceus (clouded yellow), 2082 nucleotides long. Its product is annotated as glucose dehydrogenase [FAD, quinone]-like. Lineage: Eukaryota; Metazoa; Arthropoda; Insecta; Lepidoptera; Pieridae. The record is from RefSeq and is a predicted model, not a curated record. Gene Ontology annotation, molecular function: flavin adenine dinucleotide binding; oxidoreductase activity, acting on CH-OH group of donors. The transcript is spliced from 3 exons. Bases 204 to 2081 code for a protein of 625 amino acids.
CAAGGCUUUAAAUUUUAAAGACCGUCAAUAAAACGUUAAAAUCAAAACUAUGAAGUAGAUUCUUAAAAUUCACUCUAUCGUAUCUGAUUAAAAGUGAAAUAUGUGUGCAUAAAUGCAAUCAAAGAAAAGUGAAACUACCAGCAUGCAACCACAAAGUUUAUAGCGAUGCAAUAAAUGUAACUUGCUUCAAUGAAUAAAAUGCAAUGACAUCAGUUGGUAACAUAACUGAAGACCUCUGUAAAAUAUGCGACGGUAGAGUCGAAUGUGCACCCACAGCUAUCCUGCUUAUUUCUCUAGUUCAUACCCUGUACGGUCAUAUAGGCCCAGAAAUAGAUUACUUUGGUAAAAACAAACUGCAGCUGAAAUCUGAGAGUAAAGUAACAGUUGAUUUGAAAGAAGUGAGGUAUAAAGAUAUAGAAGAGGAUAGGAAUGAAGAUGUUGAUGUAAGGGAUAUGGAAUUUGACUUUAUAGUGAUUGGAGGAGGUACUGCUGGCUGUGUGGUUGCUAGCCGUCUGUCUGAGAACAGGAAGUGGAAGAUACUUUUAAUAGAAGCUGGCGCAGAGGAACCUAAAAUGACCCUUAUUCCGGCGCUCACAACCGAAUUUAAAGGCUCUUCCCUUGACUGGCAAUAUUCAAUGAGGCCGAAAAAAGGAUUUUGUCAAAAUCGCAUAGAUAAAGGUUGCGAAGUCGUGCAGGGCAAGGUUCUUGGCGGAACAUCGUCUAUUAACGAAAUGGCCUACAUAAGGGGCAGCCCCGCUGAUUACGACGAGUGGGCACUCAAUGGCAAUGAAGGGUGGAGCUUUAGCCAAGUGCUACCUUACUUCAAAUACUCCGAGGGGAAUUACGACAAGGACAUAUCGAAAAACAAAUUCUUCCAUUCGACUCAAGGUCCGCUAGAUGUAGGCCGGUACCCCUACGUAGACGAUAAUGUAGACGUUUUACUAAGCGCCUUUAAUGAAAUGGGUUAUAACUACACUGAUAUAAACGGCAGAAAUCAAUUGGGGUUCAUGAGAAUACAGACAACCUCGUAUUUAGGUGAAAGAGUUAGUACCUACACAGCCUUUAUUGAACCAAUAAGAAAACUACGUUCAAAUAUUGUUAUUAUUACAGAAGCAUUAGUUACUAAGAUUACAUUUGAGUAUAAAGGUGAUAGUUUAAAAGCGAAAGGCAUAGAAUUUAUUAAAAAUGGUACAAAAAUAAGUAUAAGAGCGUCAAAAGAAAUUAUUUUAAGUGCUGGAGCAAUUAAUUCACCUAAGUUGUUAAUGCAAUCAGGGAUAGGUCCAAGAGAUUAUUUAGAGUAUUUAAAUAUAGAUGUUUUAUAUGACUUACCAGUAGGAGGUAAUUUUCAAGAUCAUUUGUCUGUUUGUUUACCUGUGAUAAGGCUAGCUAGGACUGCUACUAAAAUAAAUUUUCCUGAUAAACUAAAGGAUAUUACUACAUACUAUACGAAAGGUAUUGGACCGUUAUCAGCUAACUACCAAGUAGUUGCGUUUAUAGAAUCUUCUAUUUCUGAAGUCCUUGGUACACCUGAUAUUGAAUUUAGGUUUCGUGGUCAUGAUUCUAACAUGUACUAUGACAAAAUGGAUAUGUGCAUAUCUUUAUUAACGCCUAAAAGUCGAGGUCAAGUUGUGUUAAAUGCAACGGAUCCUGUUUUUGGAUCUCCUUUAAUUUAUCCGAAUUUUCUCAAGAAUCCUAAGGAUGAAAAGAAAUUAUUAGAAGGAAUACAAGAAAUAGUUAAGCUUUUUGAUACAGAAGUAUUUAAAACAGCGGAAUACGAAUUUGAUCCGAAACCAAUUUUAAACAAUGAAUGCAGAGAACAUGAACGCGUUUCAGAACAAUUUUGGCUUUGUAUUAUAAGACAUUUUUCUGCACCACUUCAUAAUUAUGCAGGCACGUGUAAAAUGGGACCUCCUAAAGAUCCAGAAUCCGUUGUUGAUAAUAAUUUAUUAGUGUAUGGAGUAACUAAUCUAAGAGUCGUAGAUGCAUCAAUCAUGCCUAAAAUAACUAGAGGUUCUACUGCAGCUCCAGUCAUAAUGAUAGCUGAAAAAGCAAGUGAUAUAAUAAAAAGUAUUUGGUAUUAAA